ACAGUUGUAACCGCAAUGAACGCUAGAACGAUAGGUGCUUCUCUCUGGUACUCCUGGGGAUGGAACCCACGAAAUCCCCACGUGCGUAUACAUAUUCGUCGUCCGUUUACGGUAUAUGUUCCUGGGAUUUCCAUGUAUGGAGCUGUUUGAUUCUGAAUUUCUAGGUUUUCUCAGUUUUGGAGGAUUCAUGAUUCAGCUUAGGUUAUUGAAAUUAAGGAAAUUCUAGUUUAGGUGAUUUCGCUAUAUAUAUAAAAAGAAGAAAAGAAGAAAUGGAGGCACGCCCUGCUCUAUCUGUCCAAAGCACAGGUGCUGGGCAACUCAGUAAUUGUGAUGCAUUUGGGGCUCUUUCCUCUCCUUUACAUGUUCUUCCUACAAAUCUCAAAGAGAUAUACCCCAAGUUUCCAGAGUCGCAGCAGGUUUCCUUGGGGAGGGAUAUUAUCCAACAUCCUCCAGCUGUUCUAUGUCCAAUUCCUUCAGAUAGUGGAGUUGUUGGUCAUCUGCUUUCUUCAUCGUCUGGAUCAUCCGGAUUUUCUAGUGAUCUUAAAUUUUCUUCUGUUCCACCCCAUGAAAAGCACCCAAAGCAACCCUCUUUUCUUUCUCAGUCAACAACUCAUUCUGUCAUUCUUGAAGCAGCAACGUCAAGCCAUUAUGCCCAAGAAAAUAACAACUCCUGGUGUAUAGAUUCAUUUUCUGAUUUUCUUGAUUAUCCAGUAAAUGCCCCCGUGCAGAACAGUCAGCUGGAUUACAGUAACAAUGGUGAUUGUGUAUUUACAUCUGAGGAUCUUAGUAAACACAGUGAUUGGCAGGAAUGGGCUGAGCAACUAAUUGCUGAUGAUGAUGCUUUUACUCAUGAUUGGAACAAUAUUGUUGCAGAUACAUGUCCCACAGAUCCAGAGGCAAAGAUGCAAUAUCAGGCACCCAAUCAAUUUUCAAAUGUCCAAAAUCAGCAGCAUCAGGCAUCACAUCAUCCUGCAGCUUUAUCUGGAGAAGCAUUAAUAGUUGGUUCUGCUUCAUCCACCAUAAGUGGUGCUACAACCAAACAACGUAUGCGCUGGACACCUGAACUUCAUGAAGCAUUUGUGGAGGCUGUCAACAAGCUUGGUGGAAGUGAAAGAGCCACUCCCAAGGGUGUCCUAAGGCUAAUGAAAGUUGAAGGUUUAACCAUUUACCAAGUUAAAAGCCACCUGCAGAAAUAUCGAACUGCCCGGUACAAACCAGAUUCAGCAGAAGGAUCCUCAGAAAAGAAGCAGACUUCUGUUGAUGAUUUGCCAUCUCUGGACUUGAAAACGGGAAUUGAGAUCACUGAAGCAUUGCGACUGCAGAUGGAAGUUCAAAAGCGACUCCAUGACCAGCUUGAGAUCCAACGGAAUUUGCAGCUGAGAAUAGAAGAGCAAGGACGAUAUCUCCAGAUGAUGUUUGAGAAGCAGUGCAAGUCAAUGCCAGGUAUAGGUUUGCUCAAGGGAUUGCCAUCCACAGCAGAGAACCCCAACGAAAGUGAUCCAGGAGUGCCACAUAGUGAUCACCCAAAAACGGAUGAUGUAGUUAAUGUAGUGACAUUGUCGGACGACUCUCAAAUUCUGUGUGAGAAGCAAUGUGGGGAAGAAGUUACAGAAAUUCCAGAAAAAAAAUGUGGCUAGACGGAUCAUCUAAUUCACGGGCAAUAAACCGUGCCAAAGUGGACGAGUAAAAAUAAGUGUUGGAGCAUCUUUUGGCAACUCUUGGAAGUGGUAGGGAACUUGUCAGUGCAUUAUAUACAAUGCUUAAAAGCUUAUGCUAAGUAAUUGGUGUUUUAUGAGCAAAUGGCAUAUCCUGUCCUUUUGGAAAGUUGGCAACCAAAUUAUGCUCAAGGAGAAGAAAAAAAGUAAUUUUGUUGUUUACCCAUCCAUAUGGGCAGGGCAGGGUGUGUUUUGUAGCUGAAAUUAUUGGCAGCUUUAAUUUGUAGUCAGAGUCAUAGAUUAUUAUAGGUUAUAAGUUAGAAAAUGAUGAUGACAGCACUCCAAAAUAUUUGAAGAAUGGAAAAGUAAUGAAGCUUUCAUUGCAGGUGAAGAGGUACUAUCAUUUUUGUUGGAUGGAUAUGUAAUGUUAUAUGAUGUUAAUGGCUCCUUUAAUCUGUUGAAAUCACUGGCAGUUUGUAUAGCUGUGUGUAUGACAAAUUGCUGGCUUAUUUGUGACUCAAUUUGUAGACGAAGUUGGGAAACUUAUGUUAUAAAAAAAAAUUAAAUA
This is a messenger RNA of Ipomoea triloba (trilobed morning glory), 2223 nucleotides long. Its product is annotated as protein PHR1-LIKE 1-like. The transcript is spliced from 8 exons. Gene Ontology annotation, molecular function: DNA-binding transcription factor activity; DNA binding. The coding region runs from base 270 to 1637 and encodes 455 amino acids. Lineage: Eukaryota; Viridiplantae; Streptophyta; Magnoliopsida; Solanales; Convolvulaceae. The record is from RefSeq and is a predicted model, not a curated record.